GAGUUUAGUAAAUGACUGCAGCAGGGCGCGCAGAGGGGCUUUGGCAGCGUUUUUCGUUCGCGCGAUGGAAGAGGAAGCUCUGAGCGCCGCAACCCGCGCCGCUUUGCGUCCGUCCCGGCGGUCCUAAACCGAGGAGAGCAGGAGAGUGAGAGGAAGGAGAAAAUGAGCCGCGUCCCCUAAAACUCGGACAGACAAUGGAAGUAGCAGCACACAGCAUCAGCAGCAGCAGUAACCACUCACCCCUGGGAAACAACUACGUAGGAAAUAAGAGCACCUGCAGAAGAAGCUCAGCAGCAGCCAGCGCCGGCGGUCAGGGUCCCUGCGACUACAGGCGGCAGGAAAGCAGCACAGUUCUCCCGGUCCGGUGCUGUUUGCUGGGGUGAAGGGAGAAGAAAUUGAAGCGCCGGUCACGCAGAGAGAGGCACGUUCAGGCUCUCCGUAUCCGUUUCACACAACUUCUGGGGGAUUGCGCUGCUCUGAGGUGGAGGUCGGGAGUUUGGUUUCUGUGCCAAGCGGACACUGAGAGCGAGGACUGAGGGAAAGAGAGAGCGUCCUGUGUAGCUACUAUUACUACUACUACUACUAUUAUUACUACUACUACUAGUGGCACUGCUAGCUAGUUGUUGAGCUAAACCUCUAUGCAAGAAUUAUUAUUAAUAUUACUAUUAUUAUUAUUAUUAUUAUUAUUAUUAUUAUAGGCUCUCCUGAAGGUCUCACCGCGCUGGCUAUGGAUUGUCCAGAGUGAACAGCUUCUCAAUUUGUUUCAUCCUGUUAGUUAAUUAGUUAACUAGCUAGCUGUACCACACAAGCUGCUCUUCCCUCUUUUUUCUCUCUCUCUAUAUCUUUCUCUUUAGCUAUUACUUUCUCCCUAUAUCUCUAUUUCUUUCUGUCUGUCUCUCUGUCUAUUUUUCUAUCUCUCUCUAUUUCUCCGCGGUCAUACAACGUGAACUCGAACCUCACGGUGUGCUAAUCAAUCGAUAGCCACUGUCUGGAAGGAAAAUGGUCGCCUCGCCUCUUCCUCUGUGGUCUUAAACACACAUGCUUGUUUUUGGCUCUUACCUUUUUCCUAAAACAAGCAGCAGCAGCAACAAGAAGAAGAAGAACAAGGAGGAGAAGAAGAGUCAGUCCUUCCCCGCCUCGGAAGUCUGAAAUCACGCCAGGGAUUGUAUUGUGCAAGCUAACGGUGGCCCAAAGCUCCUGAGUCUGGCAAAAUGUGCAAAUUGAACGCACUCGGGAUUUAUUUGUGGGAAACUAUACUGUUUUUCAGCUUGGCAGCAUCCCAGCAAGCUGCAGCGCGGAAAGCUGCCUCCCCCAUGCCCCCUUCAGAGUUCUUGGACAAACUCAUGGGAAAAGUGUCUGGUUACGAUGCAAGAAUCAGACCUAAUUUUAAAGACCCACAAGGCUCCAAAUCGGAUGGUACUCACAAGAAAGGUCCCCCUGUGAACGUAACAUGCAACAUUUUUAUUAACAGUUUUGGGUCCAUUGCUGAAACAACAAUGGAUUACAGAGUGAACAUUUUCCUGAGACAGCAGUGGAAUGACCCGCGACUGGCCUACAGCGAAUACCCCGACGACUCCCUCGACCUGGACCCCUCCAUGUUGGACUCCAUUUGGAAGCCUGAUCUUUUCUUUGCCAACGAAAAAGGAGCCAAUUUCCACGAGGUUACCACCGACAACAAGCUCCUGCGCAUCUCCAAAAACGGGAACGUGUUAUACAGCAUAAGGAUAACACUGGUUCUGGCCUGCCCUAUGGACCUGAAGAACUUCCCUAUGGAUGUGCAGACCUGUAUAAUGCAGCUGGAGAGCUUCGGCUACACGAUGAAUGAUCUGAUAUUCGAGUGGGAUGAGAAGGGGGCGGUGCAGGUAGCUGACGGGCUGACGUUACCCCAGUUUAUUCUGAAGGAGGAGAAGGACUUGCGCUACUGCACCAAGCACUACAACACAGGCAAGUUCACGUGCAUUGAGGCUCGCUUCCAUCUGGAGAGACAGAUGGGUUAUUACUUGAUUCAGAUGUACAUCCCCAGCCUGCUGAUUGUUAUCUUGUCAUGGGUGUCCUUCUGGAUCAACAUGGACGCCGCCCCUGCUCGAGUUGGCCUGGGCAUCACCACUGUGCUGACCAUGACCACCCAGAGCUCAGGGUCCAGAGCAUCUCUGCCUAAGGUUUCCUACGUGAAAGCCAUCGACAUCUGGAUGGCCGUGUGCCUCCUGUUCGUCUUCUCUGCUCUGCUGGAAUACGCCGCUGUCAACUUCAUCGCCCGCCAGCACAAGGAGCUGUUGCGCUUCCAGAGAAGGAGACGGCACCUUAAGGAGGAUGAAGCAGGAGAAGGCCGUUUCAGCUUCGCUGCGUACGGCAUGGGCCCAGCGUGUCUGCAGGCCAAGGACGGUAUGGCCAUCAAGGGCAACAACAACAACGCCCCCACCUCCAGCAUCCCACCCGAGAAGACCGUGGAGGAGAUGCGCAAGCUGUUCAUCAGCCGCGCCAAGCGCAUCGACACAGUGUCCCGUGUGGCCUUCCCCCUCGUCUUCCUCAUUUUUAACAUUUUCUACUGGAUCAUUUACAAGAUCAUUCGCAGCGAGGAUGUUCACAAGCAGUAAAAAACAUCUUGCUAAAAGGGCGAGCCCUGACCGAAAAAGCCGCCGCUGUCGCCAACCACCACCACAUCCCCCACAUCCCCCCCAGUGCCAACUUCCUCUUCCCAGCACCCACUUGCUUUUAAGUGGCAAGUCCUUGGCAGAGGUAUUUACUGAUGUUAUUUUUUAUUUAUUUAUUUAUUUUUCUUUUCGCCCCCUUGUUCUAUUCUCCUGAAUAAUCCGGACCUGUGCAAUAGCAAUGCAGUAAAAUGCAUGAUAUAUGAAUGUGGCAAUAUACUUACAAAAAAAAAAUAAAAAAUAAA
This is a messenger RNA of Astyanax mexicanus (Mexican tetra), 2893 nucleotides long. RefSeq names its product glycine receptor, alpha 1 (gene glra1). Gene Ontology annotation, molecular function: transmitter-gated monoatomic ion channel activity; glycine binding; transmembrane signaling receptor activity. The transcript is spliced from 10 exons. Bases 1212 to 2594 code for a protein of 460 amino acids. Gene Ontology annotation, biological process: regulation of membrane potential; chemical synaptic transmission; chloride transmembrane transport. Gene Ontology annotation, cellular component: synapse; postsynaptic membrane; plasma membrane. The record is from RefSeq and is a predicted model, not a curated record. NCBI's taxonomy places the organism in Eukaryota, Metazoa, Chordata, Actinopteri, Characiformes, Acestrorhamphidae.